Piliocolobus tephrosceles (Ugandan red Colobus) is the source of this 2406-nucleotide messenger RNA. RefSeq names its product multidrug and toxin extrusion protein 1-like. The record is from RefSeq and is a predicted model, not a curated record. Gene Ontology annotation, cellular component: membrane. NCBI's taxonomy places the organism in Eukaryota, Metazoa, Chordata, Mammalia, Primates, Cercopithecidae. Gene Ontology annotation, molecular function: xenobiotic transmembrane transporter activity; antiporter activity. The transcript has 13 exons. Bases 207 to 1508 code for a protein of 433 amino acids. Gene Ontology annotation, biological process: xenobiotic detoxification by transmembrane export across the plasma membrane.
CAUAUGGGAGCCAGAACCUGAAGUACGUGGGCGUGAUCCUACAGCGGAGUGCACUCAUUCUGCUCCUCUGCUGCUUCCCCUGCUGGGCGCUGUUUCUCAACACCCAGCACAUCCUGCUGCUCUUCAGACAAAACCCGAAUGUGUCCAGGCUUACCCAGACCUAUGUCACGAUCUUCAUUCCAGCUCUUCCUGCAACCUUUCUUUAUAUGCUACAAGUUAAAUAUUUGCUCAACCAGGGAAUUCUACUGCCCCAGAUCGUAACUGGAGUUGCAGCCAACCUUGUCAAUGCCCUCGCCAACUAUCUGUUUCUCCAUCAGCUGCAUCUUGGGAUGAUAGGCUCUGCAGUGGCAAAUUUGAUUUCCCAGUACACCCUGGCUCUACUCCUCUUUUUCUACAUCCUUGGGAAAAAACUGCAUCAAGCUACAUGGGGAGGUAACGACUGCCCUUUUGUCUUCCAACUGGGACGUGGGUUUUGUCUCGGGUUGAAUUCCAGCCCGAUGGCCAGAUCUCCUGGAAAUGUGUGUGUCCCGCCCACAGGUUGGUCCCUCGAGUGCCUGCAGGACUGGGCCUCCUUCCUCCGCCUGGCCGUCCCCAGCAUGCUCAUGCUAUGCAUGGAGUGGUGGGCCUAUGAGGUCGGGAGCUUCCUCAGCGGCAUCCUUGGCAUGGUGGAGCUGGGCGCUCAGUCCAUCGUGUAUGAACUGGCCAUCGUUGUGUACAUGGUCCCUGCAGGCUUCAGCGUGGCUGCCAGUGUCCGGGUAGGAAACGCUCUGGGUGCUGGAGACAUGGAGCAGGCACGGAAGUCCUCCACCGUUUCCCUACUAAUCACAGUGCUCUUUGCUGUAGCCUUCAGUGUCCUGCUGUUAAGCUGUAAGGAUCAUGUGGGGUACAUUUUCACUACCGACCGAGACGUCAUUAAUCUGGUGGCUCAGGUGGUUCCAAUUUAUGCUGUUUCCCACCUCUUUGAAGCUCUUGCUUGCACGAGCAGUGGUGUUCUGAGGGGGAGCGGAAAUCAGAAGGUUGGAGCCAUUGUGAAUACCAUUGGGUACUACAUGGUUGGCCUCCCCAUUGGGAUCACGCUGAUGUUCGCAACCAAACUUGGAGUGAUGGGUCUGUGGUCAGGGAUCAUCAUCUGUACAGUCUUUCAAGCUGUGUGUUUUCUAGGCUUUAUUAUUCAGCUAAAUUGGAAAAAAGCGUGUCAGCAGGCUCAGGUACACGCCAAUUUGAAAGCAGAUGUGGCUCGGAGUGGGAAUUCCGCUCUCCCUCAGGACCCAUUUCACCCAGGGUGCCCUGAAAACCAAGAAGGAAUUUUAAUGAACGAUGUUGGAAAGACGGGCGAGACUCAGUUGGAUCAGCAGAUGCGCCAAGAAGAACCUUUGCCAGAACAUCCACAGGACAGUGCUAAGUUGUCCAGGACACAGCUGGUGCUGCGGCGAGGGCUUCUGCUCCUGGGGGCCUUCUUAAUCCUGCUGGUGGGGAUUUUAGUGAGAUUCUAUGUCAGAAUUCAGUGACGUGGCAGGAAAGAAAGUCAGGUCAAGUGAUGCUUUUUGAGCUUACACACAAUUCACAGGCCCACCAGUGACAAUUUACUUUGAGUUAAUGUCAUUCAGGUGUGCCCAUGGAUUCUGAAGGUUGGGAAUGCAAAGAUACAUUUCUCUAAAAAAAGAAAACGCAACUAAGGUUAAAAGCUAUAUUGUGGCCCCAGACACUGUCUGAAAGAUGACAUGAGUAAUAUAAUUCACCACUCUCUGAACCAAGGACCAUUGGCCAAUGGCUUUGCUAUUUUUUUAGACACAAACCCAUAAACUCAGUGCUUAAGAAUUCAUACUGCCUGAAUUAUGUAAAAUAUAUUUUACAAUAUGUCUUUCCUUGGGCCUUAGAUUACUAUUCACUGGACAAAUGGUAUUUGUUUUUAAUUUUUUUUUUUUUAAUAGACGGAAGUCUUGCUCUGUCACGCAGGCUGGAGUACAGUGGUGCGAUCAUAGCUCACUGCAGCCUCAAACUCCUGGGCUUCAAGCAAUCCUCUUCUGUCAACCACCAGAGUAGCUGAGACUUCAGGGGUGUGCCACCAUGCCCAGCUGGCAUUUGUUAAUCUUCAUUUGAGGUCUAGAUCUAGGCACUGUGGGCACUGAAAAACAGUCGGGAAAUCUUCGGAGCUGUGGAAAUCCAAACAAGGACUGAUAAUUCCUGGUAGGGGUGUGUGCGUGACCUACUGCAGCCUCAACCUCCUGGGCUCAAGUGAUCCUCGCAUCUCAGGCUGGUCUCUAACUCCCGACCUCAGGUGAUCUGCCUGCCUCAGCCUCCCAAACUGCUGGGAUUACAGGCAAGAGCCAUCAUGCCUGUAACCCUGUGAAUUUUAAUGGAGAGGGCUUCCCUGUGAAGUUUAAUGGAGAGGGCUACCUCUCCUGA